Scheffersomyces stipitis CBS 6054 is the source of this 2703-nucleotide messenger RNA. RefSeq names its product Golgi transport complex subunit (gene SEC34). Gene Ontology annotation, biological process: autophagy; intra-Golgi vesicle-mediated transport; cytoplasm to vacuole targeting by the Cvt pathway. The transcript has a single exon. Lineage: Eukaryota; Fungi; Ascomycota; Pichiomycetes; Serinales; Debaryomycetaceae. The record is from RefSeq and is a predicted model, not a curated record. Gene Ontology annotation, cellular component: COG complex; cis-Golgi network; membrane. Bases 1 to 2703 code for a protein of 900 amino acids.
AUGCCGCGCGGAAGAAGCAAGUCUAUAGUUCAGAAGAUUGCCGUGGAUGUGCCGAAGUACCAGGAGGACAACCUCAAUCUCGGAACUCUGGCUACGACUCCCACGACUUUCAGACUAGCUCGAUCCAAGUCUUUCACAAGUCAGACUGAGACAAGAGUUGAGCAAAAGGAAACGCCGCAAUUCAACCAAUUUAUGUAUCCUUUUGAUACUAAGGAGUCCGCUCUUAUAUGGCACGAAUAUAUCGAAAAGUACAAUUACGACUGUUUGUUGAAGCAGGAAACUAUAGAAGCUAUUCUGGACUUACGUCUGGACGAAAUCUUGAAUUUCCAGUACAACGUUCUGGUUAACCAAUCGCAGAUCGCUGAGUUUAUCGACGAAACAGACGGACUAUUGAACUCAGUUGGCACGUUGAUGGCCAAGUAUGACCAGAUCUCCCAUGAAACUCAAGAUUUUGACAAAGUCUCUAGCGAGUUGUUGAGCCUUCAAGUGACAUACACUAACAAAUUCAAACAGAUCGAGAACUACCUUAAACAUUACGAAAACUUGGAAAAAAUCACGAAGAACUUGUCGAAGUCAGGCUCGCACUUGCUAAACCAUCGUAGACAGUUCUUCAAGAGCGAUAUACUUCAGCAAUUAGAAGAGUCUAUCAUAUUCAUCCACCAACAUCCUCUGUUCAAAGAUGUAGAAUUAUAUGAAAGCAGGUUUAGACAGUGCCUCACCAGGGGCUUAACUUUGAUCAAGUCGUAUGAGAAUAAUGAAUUGCGAGGAAUAUCAGAGGGGCUAUUGCGAAAACUCAAAGAUCAGGACCAGAAAAAGAAGUCUAACAUUACCAUUGACUUGCUUCUCUACAACGAGUUUAACAACUACUUGCAAUUCAAUGGAGAAGCCUUUAAGGAGUUGAUUACGGAAAUCAUUAUCAGAGUUCCGGGGCAUGAAGAAUACAAAGGAUUAUUAAAUGAUGUAUUAAACAACUACUUCAAGAUUCGAUUACAUUUGCUAAACAUGUAUAUCAACAACAACUCGACCAUCCAAAAGUUAUUCAGUCAAAACUAUAGCGGUACAGACUUGGUUCAAAUCAGUCAAGAUCAGAUUUCGUUUUUCAAAAAUGCUGUAGAAAAGGAAGUCACAUUAUUCAAAAGGUUCUUUAUUUCUGAAGGAGAAUCUAUUCCAUCCUUCAUCAAUGAGGAACUUUAUCAAUUCCUCAAGAACGUAUUAGACCCACUUUAUGACAGCAUAAGACAGCUAGUGUUACGAGAAGUGAACAUUUCCAACCUUUGCCAACUUGCAACAUUGUUACAGAAGUACUAUGAAUUCGAAGACGAAGACUCUAUAUUGAUUGACAACAGCAGUGUUGUUCCCGACCUCGACCGUCGUGGCUCGAUCAACUACGAGUUUUUAUUUCAACCAAUUCUUGAAGAUGUUCAAACAAGAUUGAUCUUUAGAAUCCAACGUUAUGUUGAUGACACCUUAGUGAAAUUCAAACCCAGGCCCGAAGAUUUGAAGAUUGGAAAUAGAAGAAAGCGUUCAAGCAUUAAUGACAAAUCUACUGAGAGCAUCGAACAAGUACAUCCAUUAGAUGUUGACUAUGCUGACAAUCUUUUUAAGGACGUAUACUUGCCUUUGGGUAAGGCAUUGACAUUGUUGUCGAACAUAUACGAAUUGAUUAAUUCAAGGGUAUUUGACGAUCUUGCUCACUACAUCGUGCAUUCCAGUAUUAUCUUAUUGAAGGGUGAAUUUUAUAAACUUUCACUGACCCAUUUGGGCACGAUUGAUGCCAAAUUAGCCUAUCUCCAGAACUUGAUUAUCUUGAGAGGUCAGAUCAACAACUUCGACAUUCUGUAUACCCGGAACGAUUACACUAUAGACUUCACUAGUGGAUUGACUGACAUCUGGAAAUCAUUAAGAAAUGGAGAAAUUACGUUUGAUAACAGUGGGUUGAUCGAAUUGGCUAAGAAGACUGUACCAAAGAUCAUCAAUAACAUGAUCGACGCCAACUAUGAAAUUGAGUUGGAAUUGAACAAUGCUGUAAAUGAAUUUGUACAGGAGGCUACAAACAAUAUUUGUGAACCAAUUCUCUUUAAGGCUCAAGACAAAGACAAAUCAGAAUUCUUACAGCGUCCAUUGGAAAGGAGUGCUGAGUUCAAAGACAAUUUGAUCAUUAAGAUUCCCAACUAUUUUACACAGAUCAAGAUCUAUAUCAACAACUCGGGAAUUGUCGAGUUCUUGAUGUACAGUUUGAGCAAUUUGAUUGUUGCUACAUACGAGAAUUUCUAUAAGGUAUUCACUGAAGACCUCGACAAGCUCAAUUACGAACAACGAAAACAAUUUGACGAUAUCAUGGAAGUGGAUACUCUAUAUGGCUUUGUCAAUGACUUGGUCAACAAUUUGUACGAACUGGACCUUGCACAGAACCUAGUUAAUUUGGAUUUCAAUGAAGAUAUCUUGAAAGACUUGGACCUUGAAGAGAAGCCUGACACUGUGAGACGUGCGGUUUCGUUAGGAGAAUCUCCUGGAGCUUCACCUGGAGUGUCUUUACAAGAGCAACAGGAAGAGGCAUCAACUCCGAUGCCCGAAACUAUUCAUGAAGAAGAGCCGGAACCAGUUGAAAAUGGAGUUGAACCAAACAGAGAAAUCGAAGAUGGAAAGGCUGCUGAAGAAACAUUGCCCGCAUCCAACGGAUUCAGCAGUGAAAAAGAUGUAUAG